AUGACCUCAUGCGCAGUCGUCCUUCAGCUGGGUGCAGGCCGAUCAGCCCGACCACCAGCAAGUUCCUGCUGCCCCACCAUCCCGUGUGUGCAAUUUCUAUAUCUAGUCAACGAAGCAACCCAACACAACUCAUCAACAUGCCUGUGUUCGGUGAGUUUCCAUUUCAAGACGGAUGCUGAGCAAGUUUGGUUCGAGAAAUGCCAUCAAGAUGAUCCGAUAAUCAACUCCACCCACCUCCUCCUCAGCUCCCUGCUUGUCACGCCUUCCAGACGAAUAGAAUUCUAUUCGAAAGACUGCAAGCAUCGUCACAAACUGGACUGGAUUGUUGAAGUGCUGCACGGCCGAGGCCAAUCACACGACGACCACCAAUCCGCUGACCAUCAGCAGACCAACAUGCAAACUGAAGAUCAGCAGACCAACAUGCAAACUAAAGAUCAGCAGACCAACAUGCAAACUGAAGAUCAGCAGAUUAACAUGCAAAUAAAAAAGGAAAAAACCAAAAAGUCCCAUCUUCAAAUCAGUGCAGCCAGUUAUUUGAGUGCACACUCCAACCAGCUUGAAGUUCACUUCCCACUCUCCUUCAUGUUUCUGGGGCUGUUGGUCACUUCAGUCGUCAGCUUCCUCAUCCUCAUCAUCGGCCUCUUCAUCCACCACAGAAGAUGUCGCAACAGUCAGAGAGAAAGAGAACUUGGAGCGCUGAGGAAACCUUUGCUGGGUGACGAGGCAGACGAGUUGAAGUUCACAAAAAGAAAUUCGAAAGCUCAAUUGGAGGUCACGCCAGACAUAAACUGUGUUGACGAUCAUCACAAUCAUUACGGAAAAAGACAAUAUAAAAACAUUUCAACAAAUAAUAAUAGAGAUAUAAAUCAUUCAAAAGAAUGUGAAGUUGUCAAUAAUUUGAAAAACACGACUUGCUUAUGUAGGAAUGUUAAUAAUAAUUUUUAUUUCAAACGGACCAACAGUUCAAAAAGUAAACAAAUAAUUUCUGCCAAAAUCAAGCGACAUUUGUCUCUCUGA
Molecule: messenger RNA, 1017 nt
Organism: Helobdella robusta
Lineage: Eukaryota; Metazoa; Annelida; Clitellata; Rhynchobdellida; Glossiphoniidae
Exons: 6
Coding region: 1-1017 (338 amino acids)
Source: RefSeq, a predicted model, not a curated record